AUGUUCCCCGAUUCUUCUCCUGUCCUCGGCAAUAAGCUGCUGCUUGUAACAUGUCUGUUAAUUCUGAUCAGGAGAGCUUCUUCACAGCAGCAACAGCAGCAGCUGGUUGGCUGCGAUGUGCUUGGCUGUCAGACCGACGGGUGUACCUUAGGCAACACUACCAAUGCCUUGCUGGGAACGGCGUCUUUCAACACCAGCAUCUCGCCCGAUGGCCCGCUCACAUGGACGGUGGGUGUCUCGACAGAAGAGCCCUCGAAUAAUGCCACCCAGGCCCUCUUCACCAAAAACUUUUACCUGGGAUACCCACCUUCGUUAGAUCUUGCCAGCGCAUCUGAUUUCUCCGGGUGUGCCUUAAUCUUCGAAGGCAUCGCCAAAAGUCUCCCCCUGAACAGCAUAACUCAGUAUGGCACGGUCACUUGUGGUGAGACACUGCAGGAUGCCUGUGUGAACGACCUCGUGUCUCAGGCUCAGCAGCAGGUACAGACACUUCGUACUGCGGAUGGAACCAACAGCACCACUGUCUGUGCUUCAUUGCAGCCAGUGAUUGAAAGAUCGCCGCCACCUUCAUGUCAAUCAAUUGCCCAAGUAACCUGGGGGUCUAUCAUUGCAAAGGGUAUGUAUCCUUAA
Rhinocladiella mackenziei CBS 650.93 is the source of this 627-nucleotide messenger RNA. RefSeq lists its product as uncharacterized. The transcript has a single exon. Lineage: Eukaryota; Fungi; Ascomycota; Eurotiomycetes; Chaetothyriales; Herpotrichiellaceae. The record is from RefSeq and is a predicted model, not a curated record. Bases 1 to 627 code for a protein of 208 amino acids.